AGGUGAUGCAGUUCACGGGCGUAGAAGCAGAUGAGGCGAUGGUAGCACUACAUGACUGUGACAAUGAUGUCAAUGCUGCUAUCGAUGCAUUACUGGAAGGUGACGACCAAGGAAAAUGGCUAGAAUCCACUAAGAAAAAGAAAAAGCCAACAACUACAAAGCCAACAGAAGCAGAAAAUAAUAAAGAAAAUCGACGGCUUGAUUCUCGUGAACGAAGUAGCUCCAGACCCAGAGGUGGGGGACCGCCUAGGUUUAGAGGGCGAGGUGGGGGUAGCAAUCGAGGAGGGCGUGAGAGUGAUGGUUGGGAUGGCCCUGGUCGUGGUGAAGGUUCACGUCGAGGGAGGAUGACCAACGGCACUUCUGUGACAAGGGGUCGGGGAGGCCGAGGUCGGGGGGGUUCCGUAGGUCCACGUACAUUCCAAAAUCGACAGGCUCCAGGUUUUCCGGAUUCCAUUGAUACUUGGGGUCCUGUCACAGAAGAUAAACCAAACCAUCAAAACAAUUUGAAGAUAGAUAAUUGGGAUGAUGAACCUCCUGCAAGUUCAGAUGACUGGGACAGUGAAUGGACUGGGUCUUUGGAGGAGACUACUGUAUUUUGUCCCUCAAGCAGUUCUGUUGCUACCAACAUUACACCAGUUUUGUCAGAAAGUUUACCAGACCCAAUGGCUGUAGGAAGUGCAUCAGUUGGAUCAGCUGUGUCUUUGGCACCAACACCAGUUUAUGUUACCACCCCUCAGUCUUAUGCACCCUCUACAACUGCCACAUAUUCAUCGGCUUCAGUUUCUACAUAUUCUUCAGCUACAUCGUCAACAGCGUCUAUCACUCAGCCACAGACUAUGGAUUUAGUGUCGUUGCUGCAAAAGGCAGCACCACAAUCCACUCUGAGUGGUUUGGUUCCUCCAAGUUCACUUGGAGGCACCAAUAACAAUAAUAGUGUUAGUGGUGGAGCUACCUUAGUUUCCCCUGCCCCAGGGUUAAAUGUUGGUGGUCAGCAUGGUAUUUUAGCAGGACUUAAUACCAAUGUUGGAGAAUCUCUUAAAGCUGGGAGUCUGGUGGGUAGUGUUGCAGCAACUGUCCCAUCUCCUGCAUCAUCUGCGCCACCUCCAUAUUCAAGUCCUACAGCUCAGUUACAGGCGGCUAUCUUUUCAAACUCAGGUUUGCACAGUGGUGUUUCCAGCAGCCUAGCAAGCAGUAUAAGUAACAGUAGCAACAGUGUGAUUAAUAACAAAAGUGUAAGCUUGUCUACUGUUAGUAGCAGUUUGCCUUCACGUCCAAAGACACAGAGACCAAGGAUACCUCAAGCAUCAAAGAUACCAUUGUCAGCUGUGGAAAUGCCAGAAGAUGCCAUGGCAGCCUUAGAUGUGCAAUUUAGUGGUCUUGAAUUUGGAGCAGAAACCUUUGAUUUCACUGCAGAGGUGAAGACUAGUUCAAGUACUUCAUGUGGUGUUAAUACAACACCAAUAAGUAGCAGAGAUCCAUCCACACCUCCAGCUACAAAAGACUUGACUUCUGCCUCCCUUGCUUCACCCUUAUCACAGACACAAAAGCUUGGACCUGAGCCCAUCCCAUUUCCCUCCUCACAAACGGCUGAACGUAAACCCUCUGGAGGGGCCUUCGGAUCAGGGACCCAGCGUAGCAGUGCCAGCAACAGUGCUGCUCCCCAGGGCCUGUCAGAGCUGGCUAAGAAUGAAACUGGUGGUGGCACAGGUGGCUUAGGGAGCUUAGUUGGCACAGCUGGACCAACCUAUCAGCCAUACACCAGCUCUAAGCCGACCUCCUCCUCCUCCUCCUCCUUCCCUUCCCCACCCUCUGCUGCUCCCUACUCACAGCCACCCUCACAGAAUUCAUAUUCAACAACUAAUCAACAGGGAGGAAGUGGAGUCAGCAGUAGCAACAGCACUGUGUAUAGUAAUACCAAUUCAGGGUCAACAGGUACCAAUAGUAAUAACAGUUCCAGCAGCCAAGGUGGUUAUGGUUCCAGUUUUUCUGUUCAGGCCUCUGGUGCUGGAAGCAGCAAUGGACAGUAUCAAAAUAGUUAUGCUAAUGCUUCUAGUCAUUCUUCAUUAGGGUCUAUCACAGCACCCAAAACCCUUACUGGACUUUCAACAUCCCCUGCAGUUAAAGAUGCUACACAGAGUUUUGGAGAGCAGACCUCAACAGGGGCUUCCGGGUUGUCGAGCACGCUGUCAACAAGUGCGACUGUCAGUAGUAAUGUGACCAGCAGUACAGGCUCUGCAGUCUUGUCAGCUACUUUAAAUUCAGCCCCUACGCUUCCAGUACAGCCUUCUAAACCAUCAGUUCCGGGUAAAGUAAUAAGCAGCUUGGGUGGAACUGUGCCUCCUGGUGUACCCCACCAUCAGCCUCACAUGCACCAACAACAGGUGCAACAGCAUCAAGCGCAACACCAGCAACAGCAGCAGCAGCAGCAGCAUCAGCAGCAGAUGAUGGCACAACAUUCACAGUAUGUUUCUCCUCCUGCAGCGGCAUUACAGGGUGCUCUACCGCCUGCUUUUUAUACUGGACUUCAGCAGCCUACCAUGUAUUCUCUAGAAGAUUUUCAGCUAUUACAGCAAAGGAUGCCACACAUGCAGGCUCCUACUAGUUUGGCUACUGGAAGAGAAGGAAACAUCACUUCUGCAGCAUAUUCUGCUGCUGAUGCAAAGUUUCGCACAGACCAGAAUUCUUCACCUGUUCCUUCCACGAUGAAUCAACAAGUAGGUCAAGGUGCGCAGGCUGGUGGCACUUACAUUACUGCAACAGGCAAUGCAGCGAUGCCUCCAUUUUAUAUGUACCAUAAUAUGGCUGCAGUACCAAGUUCAUUCCCACAGUAUGGUGCACCCACUGCAAUCAUACAAAUACCACCUGUAACCAAUGCUCAUACAGGUUCAACAACUAAUCAAUUCCCAGCAGCUCCUAAGUUGCAGUAUGGAACAGGCAAUUAUUAUGAUAAUAUUACACAGACUCAAGAUUUCAAAACUGGAUAUGGAACAGCCUCACAAAACCAGACUAAAGGUGGUGGUGCAACAACAGGUUCUGCUACAAAUUCAGGUUCUGACCUCGGAGGGUACAAAAAUCACCUGAAAAUGGGAAGGUCUUAUGAUAAACAAGGUUUCCACACUGGGACACCUCCACCAUUCAACCUAGCUGGAUCAGGAACAAAUCCCAUGACAGCCAAUGCUUACACACCUAUGUUUAUACCUACAAUGCCUGCUGCCCAGCAUCAUUCUCCAUUAAUGCAUCAUCAACUGCAUCAAGAUGGAGCCAGUUCUGGAGGUCAACGUGCAGCCACAACUGGUGGUCAGAACAAAGGAGGAUCGAAACCUUCUUAUGGAGGAUCUUACUGGGGGACAAAUUAAGAUAAUAUAAAAGCACCUCAUAGAAAUGAAAAGGGAGACAAAAGGUGUACAGUUUUACAAACUAAUAAAGCUUAAGUCUGUUACAUUGAAGAUUUAUUGUAAUGUACAUGAUAUGAGUAACAUCAUAAUGUCAAUGGUUAGGUGCCUCUCAUUAUCCGGAGCAUCAGUUUAUUGAUUAGUUAUGAAAAUGCGCUCACAGAAGACUGUUGUAAAAAACAAAAUUGAUAUGUACAAGGGUCAAAUUUUAAGUGUACUCUUUAGUCAGUGCAAAAGAAAUAUAUAUAUACAAAAGGAUUUGCUUGUCUCAGAAUAUAGUAAAUAUAACAGUGAGACAAGCUAUUCCUCACCCUUUAUAGGUCUAUUCUGUAUGAACUCGUCCAAGGUGAUGUUAAAGUGGAUAUAAUAUUUAGCAAUGGUGUAUUCAGUCUUGCUCUUCUCACUUGUAAAUAAUAGACGCCACUGAAUAAACCAUGGGCAUAAGUCCACUGGCAUGGUGCAUUUCUCCACAACCUCUCACUCCACACCUUUUUAUAUAAUAAAGAAGUUUUACAGAUUGUACUUUUGGGUGAUAGGAUUUGACAAAGAAGGCCUAGUGAUUGUUCACCACUAGAACAAGACUUCAGUAGAAUACAAUAUAAGGCAGCAUUCUAUUCUGGAGUGAGUAAUUCUUUUUUUGUUAAUUUUUUUCUUUUGUUUUUACAAAUCCUGAAAAACCAAGGGACCCCCUGUGUAAUUUCACACCACAUCUUGGAUUUUUGCCUUCAGUGAUCGCCCCAGAAUAGGAUGAGUGUAUGUUCAACUCAUUUUUUUUUUCCUUUUUUUCUAACUUGUGUAUCUAUCUAGGUACAUUAUAAUCCCAUUCCUGUUACAGGAAUGCUGUAUCGAUAUAUGAAAAAUUAUGCCUCUUGUUUUGUAAGCUUUUUGUGUAGUGAGAUAGUGAAAUAUUUCAGUUCACCAAUAAAAUAUCUUGACUCUAUAUAA
Messenger RNA from Macrobrachium nipponense, 4337 nucleotides. Its product is annotated as protein lingerer-like. Lineage: Eukaryota; Metazoa; Arthropoda; Malacostraca; Decapoda; Palaemonidae. The record is from RefSeq and is a predicted model, not a curated record. The transcript has 16 exons. The coding region runs from base 6 to 3356 and encodes 1116 amino acids. Gene Ontology annotation, cellular component: cytoplasm; nucleus. Gene Ontology annotation, molecular function: protein binding.